GUCGCCUGGACGAUGCGUCCUCCGGCUAUGCGGCGGCAUCGCGCGCCGAUCCCAUCCGUGGCUCUCCUCGACGCGCACCCAUCUGCUGGCCUCCCCCGCCGCCUCCACGACGCGGCAGGAACGGGAAGCCUCCGAAACCAGGAUUAUGGUGACAUGACACUGCAGAUAUCAAAUUGUGGGUGCAUGCCAUUGACACCCUACCCAGGAGACCGAGCUGCGAAACGCGAGGUUGACGGCAAUGAGGAAGGAGUCCUCUUUACGCGUUCAUGUUUCAGGCUAACACGCGUUAGUCGUUGAUCCAUGGCAUUCACAUGUAUAGUUGCACGCUACACCUAUGAACAAGUCCAAUUAAUCAUACUGUUUUUUUAAUGCAACUACAUGUACAAAUUCCAUACACCACUUGUUAUAUAUAGUUGGCUUACCGUCAAUAUCACCUGGUCCAAAACUCUUGUUCUUAUUCUUCAAAUUGAUGUGCACUGGGACUGACCUUGAAUCAGUCUGUAGACUCUAUUGGUUCAGUGAUCAUAACUAAAAAUUCAGUUAUCGAAAUCAUUUCGUCAUCUCCUCUGACUUAGGUGUUCUCCGGUCUAGUAGAUAGACACUGUAAGAUAUGAUAUGCUUUAUGUUCUAAUAACGAAUAAUUGACCAUUUCAGUUUACUGUUAAAAUGUACAAGUGGCUAGCAAGAUGCUUGGCUUUAUUAACCUCAACACGUUACUACUAAUAAAUGAGAUUCCCCUUGCCAGAAGUCAGAACUUGGAAUCUGAAUUGUUUUUUCUUAAUUCUCGCUUAGAUCGUGUCUCAGUUUGCUUCAUCUGAAUAAUUAAGGUUGUUGAGAAAUUUUGAUUAGGUAGAUGAAUUAAGCUUUGCAACUAGCUAGUACCAACCCCAUUGCUUUGUCCUCUUCCUCCGUCCAUUCCUCUGCAUUUCCAUUUCCAGCGAGCUCACAAACACAAACAAGAGAUCGUUGGAGUGUGGCGAUAUGGAAUAGAAAAGCUGAUCAAUGGCGCAUGUGGUGAGUGCUUCACUUGGUGCAUUGGGUCCCCUGCUGUUGAAGCUCACGGGUCUUCUCACCAGCGAAUAUGGCCGCCUCAAAGGGGUUCGCUCUGAGAUCAUGUCCCUCAGAUGUGAGCUAUCCAGCAUGCAUGCAGCGGCUAACAAGUACACGAUGCUAGAAGACCCCGACGUCCAGGUCAAGGCAUGGAUGUCGAUCGUCAGAGAGCUGGCUUAUGAUAUUGAGGAUUGCAUCGACAAGUUCAUUCACCGCCUUGGCAAUGGCGUAUGCCAUAGCGGUUUCAAGGAGUUCUUGCGCAAGACUGCCCAGCAAUUAAAUACGCUUGGAGAUCGGUAUGGAAUCGCCGAUGAAAUCGACGAACUGAAGGCUCGCAUCAAGCAAGUGAAAGAGCUUAAGAAUAGUUACAAGCUGGAUGAUACUCCUUGCAGCACCUCUAGCCAUACAACCGUGGAUCCCCGACUGCAUGCUCUUUUUGCUGAGGACGCACACCUUGUGGGUGUGGAUGGUCCAAGAGAUUUUCUUUCCAAGUGGAUGUUGGAAGAAGGAAACGGCACAACCAAACAUCAUCGCAGGGUGUUGUCUAUUGUUGGAUUUGGUGGAUUGGGAAAGACAACACUGGCAAAUAAGGUCUAUCAGAAUAUUCAAGGACAUUAUGAUUGUAGGGCUUUUGUAACAUUAUCGCAAAAGCCAGAUAAGCAGAAAAUAAUCAAGGAUGUAAUCUCUCAAGUGUCAUGCCGAGAUGGGUACACAAAAAAUACUGAUGAUUGGGACGAAAGGAAAUCCAUGGCACAGCUGAGAGGAAUGCUGCAAGAUAAGAGGUAUAUUGUCGUCAUUGAUGAUAUAUGGUCCGCAGCAGAAUGGGAUGCUAUCAAGUACGCAUUCCCAGAGAAUAGUUGUUCUAGCAGAAUCAUUGUUACUACACGCAUUGUUGACGUAGCAAGGUCAUGUUGUCUGGAUGGUGACAACUUUAUGUACGAAAUGAAAGCCCUAAGUGAUGUUCACUCUAGAAGACUGUUUUUCAAAAGAAUAUUUGGCUCGGAGGACUGCUGCCCUGAUGUGCUUAAAGAAGUUUCAAAUGAAAUACUGAAAAAAUGUGGAGGCAUGCCAUUGGCAAUUAUUAGUACAUCUGGUUUACUAGCAAACAAACCGGCUAUUAAAGAGGAGUGGGAGAAGGUCAAAAGGUCAAUUGGUUUUGCAUUGGAGAAAAACCAAAGUCUAGAGCGAGUGAGUAUCAUACUAUCCCUUAGCUACGAUGAUCUUCCACCUAAUCUGAAGACAUGUUUGUUGUAUUUAAGUGCAUUCCCUGAGGAUUGUGUCAUUGAGAGAGAGAGGCUAGUAUGGCGAUGGAUAGCAGAAGGCUUUAUCUCUGAAGAGCGUGGACAGAGCCAGCAAGAGGUCGCCGAGAACUACUUCUACGAGCUUAUCAACAAAAGCAUGCUCCAACCGGUAGACAUUGGUUGUGAUGGGAAGGCUCGUGCCUGCCGGGUCCAUGACAUGAUGCUUGAAAUUAUUAUUUCAAAAUCGUCUGAGGAUAAUUUCUUCACUGUGGUAGGCAUAGGUCAAACAAGUUUGGCAAAUCGCCACGGUACUAUUAGGCGACUAUCAGUCCAGCACAUUGACCAUGAACUUGCAUCUGCAUUGUCAUGUGUUGAUCUAAGCCAUGUGCGGUCUCUAACAGUAAAAACUUCAGAUUGCAUCAAACACUUGCCUUGUCUGCUUAAAUUUAAAGCUCUGCGUGUAGUGGAUUUUGCAGAUUGUGAGGGUUUGGAGGAGUACAUUAUUAACGGUAUGGAAAAAUUGUUCCAACUAAAGUACCUCAGAUUGAGGGGCAGGAGCCUAUCAAAGCUACCAUCAAGGAUUGUGUUGCCAGAUGGUCUAGAGACCCUAGAUCUUAGGGAUACAUCUGUGAACGAGUUGCCAGUUGGAAUUAUUAAGCUGAUGAAACUACGACAUGUACUCGUUGCAGGGGAAACAAAGAUACCGAAUGGCAUCGGGGGUAUGAGGAACUUACGAGUGAUCUCAGGCUUUAAUAUUACCAGGAGUCCAGCAGAUGCAGUGGAGGAUCUCGGAAACCUGGCAAGUUUGGAUGAACUCAAUGUAUGUCUUAAUCAUGUAGAAUCUGAUGAGUAUAAGAGGCAUGAGGUGAUGUUACUUUCUUCACUGAGCAAGCUUGUCAAUUGCAAACUCCGGUCUUUAGAGAUAAUCAGUGCCAAUGGUUCCCUUGAGUUCUUAUCUUCCUGGUCACAUCCACCAUCUGCCCUUCAAAUAUUUUCUAUGUCCAGUGACUACUAUUUCCCAGUUGUUCCAAAGUGGAUUGGACGAACACUCACCAGCCUAGUUUCCCUUGAAAUCAAUUUAACUGAUUUAACAGAAGAGGGUCUAUGCAUUCUUGGGGAGCUCCCAGCUUUACUUCGCCUGAAACUGUCGCUGAAAACAGGACCAAAAGAUAAGGUUACAGUCAAAGGCAUUGGUUUCCCAAGUCUGAAGGAGUUCUCCAUCUUUUGUACUGAUGGGGAAGGAGCAUAUGUUACUUUUGUGAAAGGAGCUAUGCCCAAGCUUGAGAUUCUUAAGCUGCCUUUCACUGUGUCCGUGGCAAAAAAACAUGGUUUCAGUUUAGGCAUUGAGCAUCUCCCAUGUCUCAAACAUGCAGCGGCAUGGCUAAACAAGGGUGCCACACGUUCCGAAAGCCAGGCUGAAGCUACUGCAUUCAUGAAGGAAGUAUCUGCCAGUCCCAACUUUUCCUCAGUUACUAUAUAUGGUUAAACUGCUGGGAAUUAAAAUAGCAAUCCAUGGGCGGAUGAAAUAUUCAUCGUCACCAGUUGCACUUUCAAUAUUUGGCAUGAAAAAUGAAAGCUGAAACAGGGUCGCCUCCAAAGAGAGUGGUCUCAGUUGCUACUUUCUAGUUUGAGGAAGUACAAUUGUUUGGUCUUUUCCCUUGCUUACUUUUGAGGACUGAAACUUUAGUUUGCAUCCAGGAUUGUGGAUUGUUUCUUUUGAACACCUGUAUUUCGUUUCGGUUGUUUACUUUCCUGUGAUUAAGACUGUUUGUAUCGAUUAUGGGAUAGUUUCUGCUGGAGUAUAUGCUCCCUGAUGGAUGUAAUGUUAACUAAGUGUCACCUGUUACGUACUGUACUGCUUAUACUUUUUUUUGUUUGAAAAACACAUCCCUUAAGUAAUCCUAUUGAGGGUACUGAUCCAGAUGUAUUUGUGGUGGACACUUGAACAA
This is a messenger RNA of Brachypodium distachyon (stiff brome), 4240 nucleotides long. Its product is annotated as putative disease resistance RPP13-like protein 3. Gene Ontology annotation, biological process: defense response to other organism. Gene Ontology annotation, molecular function: ADP binding. The transcript has 3 exons. The coding region runs from base 1003 to 3777 and encodes 924 amino acids. The record is from RefSeq and is a predicted model, not a curated record. NCBI's taxonomy places the organism in Eukaryota, Viridiplantae, Streptophyta, Magnoliopsida, Poales, Poaceae.